AUGGAGUUCCUGGUGCCGCUGCACGCGGCGGACCUGGAGCUGGCCAAGGCGGGGCGCUACCACGUGCAGAGCGUGCUGACGUUCGAGGACGAGACGGCGGCCGAGAUCUCGGCGCGCGUGCAGCGGCUGGAGGACCGGGUGCUGGGCAGCGAGGCUGGGCUGGAGCUGCUGCAGGAGGACCCGCUGGACGUGGCGUACAGCCUCGUCAAGAAGCUGCCGGCGCUCUCGGAGCCGCUGCGCAUGCGCGUGGUGGAGAUGCUGGCCGCCUUCGUGUCCAACGCCACCGAGGGCGUGCUGGCGCGGCGCCCGGGCAGCGACGCGGAGGACGUGGCGCUCUACCGCAGCGCCUUCAAGGCCAGCGUCUACUUCCUCGUCACGGCGCUCACGAGCGUCAGCAGCCUGCAGGUGCAGGCCGAGAAGGACGUGCUCAAGCACAAGGGCAAGAAGAGCCAGACGUCGGCGCUCAACCGCGUCAACUGGAGCAAGGUCGUGGAGGGCGCCAUCCACAAGCUCAACCGCUCCGUCAACCCCGCGACCUUCAGCAUGUGGAACAUGAACGUGCCCGAAGAGGAGUUCUCCAUGCUGUACUGCAAAGUGGUGUUCGAGCUGCUGGGCAACGCGCCGCUCUGCCGGGGCAAGUCCUUCAAGCCCAAGCUCUACCAUCUGCUCGCGAUGAGCCUACAGAAGGCGCCUGCGAUCCACAUAUCAGUGGUGGCGUCGCUCAUCGACUUGAUCUACACGCACGAGCACUUGAGCGCAUCCAUCGCGGAGCUGGUCGAGCUGCUCUACUUCAAGUACGCCAACAUGACCUUCGCGGCGGACCUCAUCAGCGAGAUCGGCAAGAUCUCGUCGCGGGACGCCUCCAAGGACGUGGCCGGCACGCGCAACAUCGCCAUGUUUCUCUCGAGUCUGUCAACGCUCACGCCGGCGUUGAUCAUGGGGAAUCUGAGCUUCGUGUUGGCGUUGCUGGACUCAGAGGCGUACCAGCUGCGCAACGCUGCUGUUACGUGCGUGGCGCAGAUAUUGUUGUGGAACUUCCGUCAAAAUGGACUGGACCCUCAGACCGCCUCUACUGACGACGCUGCAGCAACGAAAAAGAAGUCGCGUAAGCAGAAGAAGAAGAAGAACGACGAGGAAACCAAGAGCGACGGAUCUGAUAGUGACGAAAGCAGCGAUGACGAGGGCGGCAGCAGCAGUGACUCAAACGACGACGACGAAGAGGCUAGCAAGACUUCUGCACAGGCCCCGCGCACGUUUUCUCGAUCCACGCGAGAUCAGCUCCUCAGUGUGCUUGAGGACCGCACACAUGACAUCAACUCUUUCGCGCGAGGCCACGUCUUGAAGAUGUGGGCGCUGUUGUGCGAGGAAGGAGCUUUGCCGCUGCACAUGCUCAAGAACGUGACGCUGAUGGCUGUCGGGCGGCUGCAGGACAAGGCCGCGGUGGUUCGCCGCCAUAGCAUUCACUUACUCUCUCUGUUAUUGGAGAGAAAUCCUUUUAUGGGGAACCUGGACCGAGACUUCUACGCGAAAAAGCGUGACGAAUUGACCGAGGAAAUGAAGAAGAAGCGUGACGAGGUCAUCGCUGGCGCGGAGAAGGAAAUGAGCGAAGCGCUGGGGGAGAUCGCCAUUCAGAGCGAAGAGGGGGCAUCUCCUUCGCCCCCCAGACCAGCAGUCUCCUCGGAAGAGGAAGCUGCUGCCCUUGAAAAAGAGUUGCAAAAGACUGUGCGCCUGUUGAAGUUCUACCAAGACGCGAUUGACUUCAUUGAUGAGUUCGAGCAGCGGGCAUUGCCGUUGAUGGGGCAGCUACUGGGAAGCAAAUCGAUCUCGGACGUGUUGGAGGCCAUUCAGUUCUUUGAGAAAGCGUAUCGUUUCCAUCUCGGAGCAGCUCAAACUGGGAUCAAGAAGGUUUUGCCGUUGACGUGGCGAUCUGAUGUGUCGAUUCAGGAGCAGUUGUCGAAUACGUUCGUGUCUUUGUUUAUUCGCAUCGAUGUGGACGAUCCUGAGCGCAAUUCACCGCAGCUCGUGGCUGAAAAUCUGGUCAAGUUUUUGGAUGAGUGCACUGUUGCGGAGUACACGUGUUUGGAGCGAAUUAUGGGAGAGCUUCAUCGCAGUCAAAAGGUACCGAUGGUGGUUAUCAGCUCUCUUUGGGCACUUGUGGAUGUCACUGUUUAUCCGAUCUCCGUUGUUAGCAAUGCUUUGGUGCUGCUGAGCAUGAUCGCGAACAUUGAUGAUUCGAUGCUGUUUUCGAACGACCGUCUGGGUCAAGUGCUCUCGAUGGGUUUUGGUGACGUGGCGUGCAGCCCUGGCUCGCGCUAUCGCGUUCUUGGCGCUGCCUGUCGAUUGGUACAGUGCAUUCAGCUAGAACCGAAGAAUGCGGUUGCGAAAAGCAACAGUCAGACCCAGCGGCGCAUUCAACGCUCGAAUCUGGAUGCGACCGAGCAGAUUAUCCUUCGGUUGCAGCGUUUCCUUGCUCUGGAUUUUGUUGGCGACGAAGGAAUUGAUUCGGAGUGCCUGCAUUCGACCUGGUUUGAUACCGUGCAGCAAGCAAUCGAGGCCAUAUUUUCUAUUUGUGAGCGUCCGGAAGAUGUGUGUGGUGACGUGAUUAAGCAUUUGUCGCUGCGUCUGUUUGAGAGUGAGACAAAUGAUGUUUCUCGUGUGGAGCUGGCACAUUUUUUCUUCGUGUUGGGCCACUCGGCAGUGAAAGUAGCCAUUCACGUGGAAAAGCUUGCCGCAAAAGUGAAGAAAAUGCGUGGUAACCGCACUGCUGCGGCGAGACCAUCCGAUAACUCAGCCUCCGCUGGGGAUGCCGAGGAUGUGAGUGCGAUGGAGGACGAGCUUGGUGUGGCCGCUGAGGUCGAGGCGGAGGAAGACACCUUUGUGAACAAUAUCAUUCAAAAAGAGAUUGCUUGCCGCAAUCUGCUGGGAAUGUACGGUCCUCUUAUUAUCCGAGUGCUUGUGGGCGCCGAGGAAGAGUUCAAGAACGACGAACUCUUGACCGAGUGUGCGGUGGUGGCUCUCAGCAAGUUUAUGGCCGUGUCCGAAGAGUUCUGCGAAAAGCACUUGCAGCUUCUGUUUACGAUUUUGCAAGAUUCUCCGCAGCCGUCCGUGCGAGGUGAUGUGAUUAUCGCGCUAGGAGACCUAUCGUUCCGAUUCCCCAACUUGGUGGAGCCUUGGACGUCGCAUCUGUACAACCGUUUACGUGACGUGAACCUGAACGUGCGCAAGAACACAAUCGUGGUGCUCUCCCACCUAAUUCUGAACGACAUGAUCAAGGUGAAGGGCCAAAUCAGCGAAAUCGCCAUCUCUUUGGUCGACGAGAACGACGGAAUCCGUAACCUUGCCAAGCUCUUUUUCUUCGAGCUGUCGAAGAAGGGAAACAACCCCAUUUACAACAUGCUUCCGGAUGCGAUUGGCCAGCUGUCCACCAGCGAGCUCGUGUCCAAUUCAGACUUUCAGACGAUCACGCGAUUCCUCAUCCAGUUUAUUACGAAGGAAAAACAAAUCGAAAGUAUCGUCGAAAAGCUGUCCCAGCGGUUCCCGACAGCGUCCAAGGUGCAGCAGCAGCGUGACCUGGCGUACUGUUUGGCACGCCUGCCGCACACAGAGAAGUCGCUCAAGUACUUGUACCAGAACCACAAGCUCUACAGUGAUGCUCUCCACGAUAGCGUGGUUGCCGACAACUUCACCUCUCUGGUGGCGAAAUCGCGGCGCGGGAACAGCGCGCUGACAGCGACGGCCGAAAUGAAAGAGGCUAUUGACAAGCUGGAUCAGUUCAUUGUCGGGAAGAAGGAGGGCAAGGAGGAGGGCGAUGCGAUGGAUGGCGAUUCCACGGAGCGUGCGACGUCACCGCAGGCCAAGAGCAGGGCGAAACGGAAGAUUUCCGUUAAAGGUGCGAAGACUACGCGAACUACGCCAAAGAAGAGAGAGCGGGCCAAGCGCAAGGUGACGCGUAAGCGCGUUGUGAGCGAAGAUUCCUCUGAAGAAGAGUGA
Phytophthora sojae is the source of this 3990-nucleotide messenger RNA. RefSeq lists its product as hypothetical. The coding region runs from base 1 to 3990 and encodes 1329 amino acids. The record is from RefSeq and is a predicted model, not a curated record. Gene Ontology annotation, cellular component: condensed chromosome, centromeric region. Lineage: Eukaryota; Oomycota; Peronosporomycetes; Peronosporales; Peronosporaceae. Gene Ontology annotation, molecular function: histone binding. The transcript is spliced from 5 exons. Gene Ontology annotation, biological process: mitotic chromosome condensation; meiotic chromosome condensation.